AUGGCUGUAUGUAAGGAGCCCAGCAAAGGGCGGGACCCCAUCCGCCCAAAGCAGGGACCAGCCAGGCUCCAUCACUUUCUCAGAAGUUUCUCAUUUAACAACAGUGCAGGAGAAGAGUUUUCUCUGGACAAGAAUGAGGAGAUAGUAGCUGGAUUUGAUGUGAUCAGCUGGGCUAUGUCUUCCAAAAAAUCUUUUCACAGAGUGAAAGUUGGGAGGAUGGAUCCCCACUCUCCUCCAGACCAAGCGUUUAGCAUAGAUGAGGAGGCAAUAUUGAGGAAGAGCUUGUUUAAGCAGGUGGAAAGAGACUUCAUCAUUGGUGGCAUUACUUCUCAGGCCUUUGUUAUCUCCAGUUCAAUUGACUUCACUGAAGAACCCCCACCUCCAUUGCCCAAGGAACUACUUGUACUGAGUAAGAACUACCAGCACAUCCUGGCUUUUACAUUUGCAGUAAAGGAAAUCAAUGAAAACCCUCAGAUCUUACCCAAUGCAACUUUGGGAUUCCACAUCUAUGACAGCUAUUUCAAUGCAAAAUGGACUUAUCAUACAACAUUGCUACUUACAUCCUCAUUGGAGAGAUUUGUCCCCAACUACCUUUGUGAUACCCAGAAUAACCUGAAAGCAGUCAUUGGGGGACUGGACCCCUUAACAUCCCUUAAUGUGGCAACUGUCUUGGAUAUUUACAAAAUUCCACAGCUCAUCUAUGGUCCUGCUCCAGUGAUGAAUGAUAAAACCCCAGGACUUCCAUUCUAUCAGUUGUUCCCAAAUGAACAACUUGAGUAUCAGGGGAUUCUCUCUUUACUUCUGCAUUUCAGCUGGACAUGGAUUGGGAUCCUUGUUAUGGACAAUGACAAUGGAGAAAGAUGUGUGGAGACUGUCUUUCCAUUGUUUUCCAAAAGUGGUAUUUGCUUUGAGUUCAUAGAAAGAAUCCCACAAAUAGCAUUUCUCUCAGACGUUAUGGACAUGAUGAGAGAUGGGGCAAAAAUACAUGAUAAAGUCAUGGAGAGCAAAGCCAAUGUGACACUGGCGUAUGGAGAAUCUUACUCCAUGGCAUUGUUUAAGUUUGUUGGAUACUUAUCAGAACUAGAGCUUGCAACAAAUGCACCAAAAGGUAAAGUGUGGAUAGGAACAGCCCAGACAGAGCCGACUUCAUUUGUCUUUCAAAGGACCUGGGAUAUAGACAUAUUUCACGGAUCAAUAACCUUUACGAUCCAUUCUAGUGAAUUACCUGGAUUUCAUCAAUUUGUUGAGAACAGAAACCUGACAGCAGGGGAUGAUUUUUUCCUGGACUUCUGGGAACAGGUUUUUGGCUGUGUCUUUUCCAAUGCAUUGCUGGAUGAGGUGGGGCGGGAUAUUUGCACAGGGGAGGAGAAGCUGCAGAGUCUUCCUGGGUGUGUUUUUGAAAUGAGCAUGACUGGCCAUAGCUACAAUGUCUACCAUGCGGUCUAUACUGCGGCCCAUGCUUUACAUGCCAUGAUCUCAUCAAGACUUCAACAAAGAGCAAUGAUGGGUGGAGGACGGCUCCAGAAUCGACAGUGGUGGCAGCUGCAUCACUUUCUGAGAGGUAUCUCAUUUAACAAUAGUGCUGGCGAAGAGGUUUCCUUUGAUCAGAAUGGUGAGAUAGUGGCUGGAUUUGAUGUGAUCAACUGGGUUACUUCUGCUAACAAAUCCUUUCACAGAGUGAAAGUUGGGAGGAUGGAUUACAAGGCUCCAUCAAACCAAGCAUUCACCAUCAGUGAAGAUGCCAUAUCAUGGCACAGAGAGUUCAAUCAGACGCGGCCCGUUUCUCUAUGUAGUAAAAGUUGCCAUCCCGGUUCCAGGAAGAAACUGAAGGAGGGAGAGCCGUUUUGCUGCUAUGAUUGCAUCCCAUGUCCAGAAGGGGAGAUUUCAGACCAAAAGGACAUGAAUGACUGUAAUAAAUGCACAGAUGAAAACUAUCCAAACAGAAACCGGGAUUUAUGCAUUCCAAAGGACAUAAGCUUCUUGUCUUAUGAAGAACCAUUGGGGCUUACUUUGUCCAGUUUUGCUCUUUCCUUUUCUUUCAUCACAGUUCUGGUGCUAUGGACAUUUAUGACGCACCACAACACUCCCAUUGUCAAAGCCAACAACCGGAACCUCACCUACACUCUCCUCAUCUCCCUCCUGCUCUGCUUCCUUUGCGCUUUGCUGUUCAUCGGCCAUCCUGAGAAGGUGACGUGUCUCUUCCGACAAACUGCUUUUGGCAUCAUCUUCUCUAUGUCUGUUUCUUGUGUGCUGGCAAAAACCAUCAUGGUGGUUCUUGCUUUCAUGGCCACCAGGCCAGGAUCCAGCAUGAGAAAGUGGGUGGGGAAAAGACUGGCCAAUUCUAUUGUUAUUUCCUGCUCCCUUAUUCAAACAGGGAUUUGUGUUGUGUGGCUGGUGAUAUCUCCCCCAUACCCAGAUGUUGACAUGCAUUCAGUGGUUGAGAAAAUUGUACUGGAAUGUAAUGAGGGCUCUGUAGUUUUCCUUUACUUUGUCUUGGCAUAUAUGGGCUUUUUGGCCACUGUGAGUCUCACAGUGGCUUUUCUUGCAAGGAAACUACCUGACAGUUUCAAUGAAGCCAAAUUUAUCACAUUCAGCAUGUUGGUGUUUUGUAGUGUUUGGUUAUCCUUUGUUCCAACAUACCUGAGCACUAAGGGGAAAUACAUGGUAGCUGUGGAGAUCUUUUCUAUCUUAGCCUCCAGUGCUGGGCUGCUGGGUUGCAUCUUUUCCCCUAAAUGUUACAUUAUAAUGCUGAAGCCUCAGCUGAACAACCGGGAACAGCUAAUAAGAAGAAGGUAUUACUGA
Messenger RNA from Hemicordylus capensis (graceful crag lizard), 2802 nucleotides. RefSeq names its product vomeronasal type-2 receptor 26-like. Gene Ontology annotation, cellular component: membrane. The record is from RefSeq and is a predicted model, not a curated record. Lineage: Eukaryota; Metazoa; Chordata; Lepidosauria; Squamata; Cordylidae. Bases 1 to 2802 code for a protein of 933 amino acids. Gene Ontology annotation, biological process: G protein-coupled receptor signaling pathway. Gene Ontology annotation, molecular function: G protein-coupled receptor activity. The transcript has 8 exons.